Leishmania braziliensis MHOM/BR/75/M2904 is the source of this 3423-nucleotide messenger RNA. Its product is annotated as ATP-dependent RNA helicase-like protein. Gene Ontology annotation, molecular function: ATP binding; RNA binding. Gene Ontology annotation, biological process: mRNA splicing, via spliceosome. The record is from RefSeq and is a predicted model, not a curated record. Gene Ontology annotation, cellular component: spliceosomal complex; intracellular anatomical structure. Bases 1 to 3423 code for a protein of 1140 amino acids. The transcript has a single exon. Lineage: Eukaryota; Euglenozoa; Kinetoplastea; Trypanosomatida; Trypanosomatidae.
AUGAGCAUUCACGUUCACACAGCGCCGUAUCCACCACCGCCCAAGUCGACAGUGGCUACGGCCGCGGCUGCGAAUUUCAUUGACUCGUCCAUGAGGAAGCGGCCGCAGGCCAUGCAGAAGCCGUAUGCACCGCUGAACUACUACGCCGCAUCGCCACUGCGUGUGGCAGACCAGCAUGUGAAGGACCACCAUGGCAGGAGCCAUCGAGGACCGAAGAAAGAUCACCUCCAACAGUUACCCCAGCCGCAACCUCCUCCGCUGUCUAUGCCGCCACGCCAUAACAAAACGACUCCACUCGCUCAUGUUACCGGCAUCGACCCAGUCGUUGCAAAACGCUUCCAGGACGAGUACGCGCAGCAGAACGACAAUGAGAACAUCGGGGACGACCUGCGGGCACAGCAGGCGACGCGGAUGGGCACGGUUGGCACGCUGGAUGAGGCGCUGUGCCUCUCCCUAAUCGAGACGCACGACGUCACGUUUGUCAUCACGGACACUGGCACAGGCAAGAGCACCCGUAUCCCCAUCGCCCUGCACAGGGCGCACCCGGAUGCGCUCGUCGUGAAUGCGCAGCCGCGGCGCACGGCAGCGAUCAACCUUGCCCAGCGCGUCGCCGAGGUGCUUGAGGCCGAACUUGGUGAGAGUGUAGGCUACUCGGUGCGCGGGGAGCAUAUUGGCGACAUUGGGGAGACAAAGAUCAUGUACGUCACGACCUACUCGCUCUUGAUCUAUUUUUUGUGGCAUGAGUUUAAGGAAAAGUUGCCGCUUUCGUACAUUAUUGUCGACGAGUUUCACGAGCGCACACCGGAUGUGGAGGUCAUUCUGCUGAUGCUGAAGUUGUGGCUGCAAAAGCACCCAGGCGCCUUCAAACUGAUCCUGUGCAGCGCGACGGCGCAGGUGGAGGAGUGGCAGAGCUUCUUCGAUGGCCUGACGGUCGGCACCUACGCCCGCUCCCCUAUCAUGUACCCUGUGCAGGAGUACUUCAUCGAGGAUCUGGAGCGCCUCACCGGUAUCCGCACCGCACCAAUUUUGCCGCAGGAUAGCAGCAACAUGGUGACAUCGGAGCAAAUGUAUCAGCUCAUUCUAGUGUGCAAGCAGCUGCUUGAGUACCUAGCCAAGAACACGGCGACCCAAGACAGCGUGCUGGUGUUCAUGCCGGGUCGUACGCAGGUGGAGCUGAUGACGACGUGGAUUCGAGAGAACCUCGAAGAGUCGCUGGAGCCUAUCGCAUGGUACCGCGACGUCGAAUUAUCCCUGAUCCAGGAGGCUCUUGCGCGACCCGCAGUGACGCGCAAGAAGGUUUACGUCGCCACGGACAUCGCCGAGGUGAGCUUGACUCUGCCGGACGUGGUGUUUGUGAUCGACUCCGGAACGGGCAAGCGGCCGCAGGUCUCGGAGAAGGAGAAGACAAGCUACGCUUUCCCGCCCCUUCGGUUGCUGUGGGAGACGACGUCAAACGCGCAGCAGCGCCGUGGCCGCGUUGGGCGUGUGCAGCAGGGCUUCUACUUUAGUCUUCUCAGCCGCGCUCACCACAAGGCGCUGCGCGAGUCGGAUAAUCGCAUCAAGAACGCUGUUCUUACCGAGGUCGUUCUCCACUCCCUGCUUAUCACGCAAAAGCCGUUCGCCUUCUUUCAGUUAUGCAACGAGAAGCCAGAGCGAGGCGCUCUCGCUUACAGCCUUCACCUGCUACAGGAUGGCGGCCAUAUCAUUCGCAAAGAUGACCCAAUGGCGGACGCGGAGCGGGUGUCGCUCGACCGGCAGCGCACGACGCACGUCAUGGACUCGCCCUGGAAUGUCCUUAUCGAGGAGGCGCUUGCGGCGGCCUCCGGGGCCCUUGCUACUGCUCCGGCGGAAGCGGUGAGGGGUUUCUCGGUGACAAAGGAGACGGCUGCGGGCCCCGACAGGAGUGGCGAGGGUAGCGACAAGGAUUUUGGAGACGAGGAGGACUCUGUCGAGGCCGCGAAUCUAGAGGCCGACGCAGCAGCUUUCCAGCAAUGCUACUUCAUGACCUUGCGCGGCGUUAUCGCGGCCCGCUCGCCGGUGUCUGUCGCGGCUGCGACAAACGUCUUCUUUGGCCUCCUGUACGGCACCCCGACGCUGAGCAUGCUGGCGGCUGCCAUUGAGUCGUCCAAGUCGCCGUUCCACAUACCGUACACCAUCAACGACCGCAUGGAGCGUGUGGCGAUGGUACGUCGCGUGUCGAGUGUUAUGCAGCGGUAUCACGGUUUUCUGCAGAGUGAUUUGAUCUGCUCCAUGGAGGUUAUCCUGGAGUACAUGAGCAUGCAGCGCGACGGGCUGUCUGAGGAGGCACAGGAAGAGUGGUGCCAGGAGCGCAGCCUGAGUCGCACUCGCGUCGUCGACACGCUGAAUUUGUUUUCGCAGAUGAAGGAGCAGGUGAGCUCGGUGCUGCCGUUCCCGGAUGUUACGGACAUUGACGUGCUUAAUGCUCAGUUCAACCAGAAUGCUGAGCUCCUUGUGCUCAUGCUCGUGGCGUCGCACACAGAGCUAGCGAUUCAGGUGCAGCUGGACGGCCCAGUUGCGCAGAGAAAGGGAUUUGUGGGGCACGGUAUGUUCUUCCCGCUCAAGUGUCUCAAGGACGAGUCAGUGCCGACUGUUUGCCCGUGGGAUCGCAACAAGAUCAGCGUCCCGCUUUCUCUACAGACGAUUCAGCGAAAAGUGCUUGCUGUGUUCGCCUCGCAGGUGGAGCCGGACCUGUUCGCGCUGGUACUGCUUGUCUUCUCUUACAAGCUCCACUACUCGAUGCAGUGCAGCGGUGCCACCCCAUCGUUCCUGAUGGCUGUUAGCCACUCUGGUGUGCGCCGCACCUUUCAGUGUGACGCCCUCACCGCGCAGCAGAUUCUGCAGCUGCGCCGCAUCCAGUGCGCCCAGCUGCGGUGCAUGCAGCUGCAGGUAGAAGAGCGUGUGAAGGCGAACGAGAGCGAGAAGCUGAGUGCCGCGCUGAAGAGCGCCAACAGCGACUUUGGAUUACCAGACAGUGCUAUGAAGGCGCCUUACCUCAUUCCUACGGUGUUGCAACAUGGACUGAAGCUGCUCGUAGGCCGCCUGAAGGGCUCACCAUCAUACACUGCGCAGCGACGCGACAUCGUGGAGUUCCUGCCUGGUACGCCGUACUGCAAGCGUGCUAACAGCGCGCAGCUGUCGCCGCCGGUGCUGCAGUCGGUGCUCAUCCACAGCAACAACGGCCUUUCUGUGUGGCAGCCGACAGCAACGGCGGCAGCCGUAGCGGCAUCCUCCUCGACAGUCAUAGAGGCGGUUAGUGCGACGGAGCGGAAUGGCGUGGAGGUUGUGGCACCAGCAGUGUCUUUUCCCGCGGUGGAGAGCGAGUCGGAAAGAGGGGAGGAGGACGAGAGCGAUCACAGCAGUGACUCUGGUGCACAUGUGCCGACCUUCAGCUACGAUGUGUAG